Messenger RNA from Rhizophagus irregularis DAOM 181602=DAOM 197198, 555 nucleotides. The record is from RefSeq and is a predicted model, not a curated record. Lineage: Eukaryota; Fungi; Glomeromycota; Glomeromycetes; Glomerales; Glomeraceae.
AUGGACAAAAUUAAACAUGUAUUUGAGCAAAUCAAAGAUUUUAUUCGUUAUCGUUUGACUAAAGAACAAAAAUCGUUAGUUGAUAAAGAUAAACUAAGUGAUGAUGUAUUUGAACAAAUAAAAGAGUUUGAUCAUCAUUUUUUGACCAAAGAACAAGAAUUGUUGAAAUCAAAUAGUUUAGUAUAUCAUUCUGGUUAUAUAGUUCGUUGUUUUGGUAUUACCAAAGAUCCAAAAACAAAUGAUUUUAUAAUGGUGAUGGAUUUAAAAAAAGAUAGUUUAAGACAACAUUUAAAUGACAACUUCAUUUCAAUGAAAAAGUUGUUAACUUUACAUAGUAUUGCAUAUGGUCUUAAUGAUAUUCAUAAUAAAGGAUUAAUUCAUCAAGAUUUUCAUUUAUUACUUUAUGUAGCUCCAGAAGUUUUAAGAGGAAAAAAAUAUAUUCAAGCAUGUGAUAUUUAUGGAUUUGGGAUCAUUGCAUAUGAAACUUGUACGGGAUUGCCUCCUUAUCAUAAUAUAUCUAAAUUUGUAGGGGUUGAGGUCAAAGUCCAAUUAUAA